This is a messenger RNA of Nematocida homosporus, 1533 nucleotides long. RefSeq lists its product as uncharacterized. Gene Ontology annotation, cellular component: cytoplasm; nucleus. Gene Ontology annotation, biological process: NLS-bearing protein import into nucleus. The transcript has a single exon. Bases 1 to 1533 code for a protein of 510 amino acids. NCBI's taxonomy places the organism in Eukaryota, Fungi, Microsporidia. The record is from RefSeq and is a predicted model, not a curated record. Gene Ontology annotation, molecular function: nuclear import signal receptor activity; protein binding.
AUGCACCACGGAUAUAAGAGUACUAAUCGCGAUGCCAAGUCAGCCCGUGAAACCAGAACUACUUCAACAGUCGAAUUAAGAAAUCAAAAACGAAAUGAAAUGUUACAGAAGAAAAGAACAAUGGCGAUCAGUCGUGGUCCAAGUCUCUAUAGUAUUAGUGAACUAGCCGAGAAAGUCACUUCUGAUGAUGCCGAUAAGAUCGUUGAUGCCGUCACUGAAUUCCGUCGUUUAUUAAGUGCUACUAAAGUCCCUCCUAUUGAUAGUAUUGUUGAAAAUGGCUUAACUCCAGUCUUCUCUAAGCUAAUUGAUGCCAACAACCCCUUCUUUGCCACAAUUCCCAAGGAGAAGGUCAAACGUAUUAUGCACGAGUCAGCUUGGGUUGUUACUAAUAUAGCUUCAGGUAAUUCUUAUCAAACAGAAGCACUGAUUAAGUGUGGUUGUGUAACUAACUUAAUUAAGCUUAUGCAUAUUGAUGACUUAGAACUACAGGAUCAAGCCGUUUGGGCUCUAGGUAAUAUAUCUGGAGAUGGCGAGGAGGCUAGAGACUUAGUUAUUAGGGGAGGAGUAACCGAACCUUUACUAGGUCUUAUUGGAAUGGCUAUGAACAACCGUGAGACAUUCUUAGGCUUUUUAAAGAACCUCAUUUGGGCACUUAGUAAUACUAAUCGGGGACGUAAUCCACCGGCACCUUUUGAGCAUAUGCAAAUGUCUUUACCUGCGGUAGUAACUCUUAUUAGAACUGAAAGUAAUCCUGAUAUUUUAGCCGAUGCAUUUUGGGCGCUUAGUUAUAUUUGUGAUGCUGGAGUUCCUCAGGCCAAUCUAGUCUUAGAAACGGGUAUUAUUGUGGAUACAGUGCGUAUAUUGGCUUCUUAUCAGGAAUUAGUGUCUAAAGAAGAGACAGAGUUUAUUACGCGGCGUGAGAAGACUAUUUCUCCUAUUAUGCGUACGCUUGGUAAUAUUAUUACGUAUGAAGACCAUCAUACCGAUUACAUUUUAAGUUUAGGAGUGAUUGAUAUUCUGAAGCAUAUCUAUAGUGUGCCAUUUGAUAGCAAGAAGAGUUUACGGAUUAAGAAAGAGAUUUGCUGGGUUAUUUCUAAUAUUACGGCUGGUACACCGGCUCAGAUUGAUGAAGUAAUCAAGGCUGGGUUUUUGGAGAUCUUGGUUAAUGCCGUGAAUAAUGCCGAUCAAGCGACUAAAGUUGAAGCUUGUUGGGCUAUUUGCAAUGCAACUAUUCAUGCUAAUGAACAUAUUCACCAGGCCCGGGAAGUACUUAGAGCAGGGACUAUUCCGGCCUUUGCUAAAGUCCUGCCGAUGAUUCGUAAUGAUACUAAAGUAACUGCUGUGAUUCUGGACUGCAUAACUAACUUACUUGAAUGUGGCCGUACUGAGUCAAUGGGGGCUGAGAACCAGGUGGCCACUGAUAUUGAAAACACAACUCUUCUGGACCAGGUAGAAGAGUUACAAACGGCCGAGAACGUCAAAAUUGCCUCUAAAGCCGAAAACAUUAUCAGAGUGUACUUUGAUUGUCACUAA